UUCCAUCGUCCCACUGCAGCGAGCAAAGCCAACACUGGGCAAUCCUCUAAAAUGUUUAUUUGGACCAGUGGCCGGAGCUCUACAUCAUACAGACAUGACGAGAGAAGGGAUCAUGAUCUACUGGACAAAAGGAAAACAGUCACAGCCCUAAAAGCUGGAGAAGACCGGGCCAUACUCCUCGGGCUGGCCAUGAUGGUGUGCUCUAUCAUGAUGUACUUUCUGCUGGGAAUCACCCUGCUGCGGUCUUACAUGCAAAGUGUCUGGACAGAAGAGACUCAGUGCUCGCUUCUCAAUGCAUCCAUCACAGAAACCUUCAACUGCUCAUUUAGCUGUGGUCCAGACUGCUGGAAGAUCUCCCAGUACCCCUGCCUCCAGGUGUAUGUUAAUCUCACUUCCUCUGGCCAGAAGCUCCUGCUCUACCACACCGAGGAAACAAUGAAAAUUAAUUCUGAGUGUUCGUACAUACCCCAGUGUGGCAAGAAUUACGAGGAAUCCAUGUCGCUCGUGAACGUCGUGAUGGAAAACUUCAGGAAGUACCAACGCUUCUCCUGCUUCUACGACCCUGAGGGCACUCAGAAGAAUGUGAUACUAACCAAACUGUACAGCUCCAACGUGCUGUUCCACUCCCUCUUCUGGCCCACCUGCAUGAUGAUCGGCGGGGUCGCCAUCGUCGCGAUGGUGAAGCUAACUCAAUACCUCUCCCUCCUCUGUGAGAGGAUUCAAAGGAUUAACAGAUAAACCCAAAAACUUCUCCAAGAUUUAAUUACAGCGAAAAUACUGUUUUCUCAUUCUUCACCAAAGAACCUUAAGUUUGUAAUGUACAAGUCUGUUAUAAGUUCCUUACUAUGUUCUUAUAAGUAGAGCAAUAAUGCAAAAGCUGUUCUAUAUGCAAACAUGAUGUUGUUAUUAUGCAGACAACUGAAAAAAAAAAAAAGUACUGGUUUGUGUUGAUUGUCUAUAUGAUCUUGUUUUAUGCUGAGACUAGUACUUCUUUCUUUUCUACGGCCAAAAUAGGGCUCAGUGUGACCAUCUGCCAAGCUUAGUCAAUUGUUAUUUUCAGUGUAAAGGAUUCUGGGGAAAAUUCACCACUGGGCAAAGGGUAGCCAACCACUUGCACAUCACUGAGCUCUCAUGUCUGGCUCAGUCCAUUCAACAGAUUUGCAGCUCUGUGUUUUUAUUAUAGGCUGCAAGGGGGGGAAGAAUUGAUGGUGUCUUUUUAUGCUAAGAUGGCAAAAGAGGGAUGUGUUUUGAGGCCAGGAUAAACAUACAGUAUUUUCAGCCUCAGUAGGAUUUGGUGAUGUUUUGUGUUUGCUCCCCCAGUUCAGAAGUAAAUUUACCCUAUGGUGUUUAAGGUCUUUUGGAAAACACUUUGGAGUUCUAUUUUAUUUAGUGUUAUAUUUCCUUCUGUCUUAUCAACAUCAUCUUUGUCACUUGCAGAAGUGGCAGCCAAAAAAAAAAAA
Messenger RNA from Merops nubicus (carmine bee-eater), 1460 nucleotides. RefSeq names its product potassium large conductance calcium-activated channel, subfamily M, beta member 2 (gene KCNMB2). The transcript is spliced from 4 exons. The coding region runs from base 52 to 738 and encodes 228 amino acids. The record is from RefSeq and is a predicted model, not a curated record. Gene Ontology annotation, molecular function: calcium-activated potassium channel activity; potassium channel regulator activity. Gene Ontology annotation, cellular component: membrane; voltage-gated potassium channel complex. Gene Ontology annotation, biological process: detection of calcium ion; potassium ion transport. NCBI's taxonomy places the organism in Eukaryota, Metazoa, Chordata, Aves, Coraciiformes, Meropidae.